UUUUUUUUUGUCAUUUCUGUCACAGAUGCUUUUCGAUCAAGCUCAGCAUUCAGUCAAGCAACAGCUGCAGCACUUUAUCAAAGAGGACGUGCGCAAGUUCAAGGAGACCAGGAAACACUUUGAGCGUGUGCGUGAGGACGUGGAGAUCGCGCAGGUGAAGAAUGCGCAGGCGCCCAGGACCAAAGCUCACGAGGUGGAGGAAGCCACUUGCGCCCUCAGCGUCGCCCGAAAGUGCUUCCGUCACCUGGCCUUGGACUACGUUCUGCAGAUCAAUGUCUUCCAGGCCAAGAAGAAAUUUGAGAUCCUGGAUGCGGUGAGUCUUGUUUCAAUUCCACACAGACAUGAGCGUGGAUAAAUAAAUACACGUAGACGC
This is a messenger RNA of Hippocampus comes (tiger tail seahorse), 373 nucleotides long. Its product is annotated as arf-GAP with coiled-coil, ANK repeat and PH domain-containing protein 3-like. NCBI's taxonomy places the organism in Eukaryota, Metazoa, Chordata, Actinopteri, Syngnathiformes, Syngnathidae. Gene Ontology annotation, molecular function: protein binding; GTPase activator activity. The transcript is spliced from 3 exons. Gene Ontology annotation, cellular component: cytoplasm. The record is from RefSeq and is a predicted model, not a curated record. Bases 26 to 355 code for a protein of 109 amino acids.